CUCCUAGUAGCCGCCCGAGCUGUGCUCAUGUGCCUUGCCGUUAGCUGAGCUCUCCUACUGCUACUGACCUGGGACGAGCACAACAGCAGAGCACAUGCGUGCAGAUUUAGUUAGAACAGGAAGUUUCGUCACAAAGAAUGGUUCAGGUUCAGCUUAAUGUACACUGAAACUUUGCACUUUUGUUGUACAGGGAGUUGGAGUAUCAGGGAUAGGAUAUGUGCAUCGAGCAGAUUUUAGAUUUCUGGUUCACAUGGGUACACAUUGGGUACAUCUUGACAAUAUUUUUUCUGGAAUAGUUUCUUUUGAGCAUGGCAAAUUGUGUAGAACAUGAUAUUUAGUACAAUAUGGCAAAUUGGCAACUAGUGUGUAGUGUUUAGCACUGUUUAGUGUUGUUUGUCCUCCUGCGAGAAUUAUAUUCAGUAAUUUGCCAUGGCAUUUGUCCUCCUGUAUUUAGUCUGUAGUGCAAAUUUUGUAAACUUGCCAUGUGAUCAGUACAUACAAACUCUAGCUUUGAAAUGAAUCAUGAAUCGGAUUUUCUCUAGAUUUUGCCAUGAAUCAAAAGUAUAUAUUGUUGAACACUGCUUUGCCAUGGCAAAAAGGAUUUUAUAGCUUUUGGCAUGCCUCUAAUAUAGCUUUUUCCAUGUCACCACUAUAACUUUUGGCAUGACAUACACAUAUUUUUUUACCAUGGCAAAUUUGCUAAUCUAUUUGCCAUGCCUCUAAUAUAGUUUUCGCCAUGUCACCACUACAACUUUGGCCAUGUUCACAUGGAGUAGUAAAAAAACAAAUUUGAGUUGAUUGUAGAAAUAUGUGUUUGUUUCCCUUUUUUUGACUUUGUAGGAUUGAUGAUGACCACAUUAAGCAUUGCAACUUUUAAGAGAUUUGAUUUUGCUUUUGUACUUACUACUGCAAAUCCACCCAGGUAAUUUUGCCAUGUCAAUUAACAUGCAGUAUGUUUGUGCCAUGGCAAACAUUUUACAUCAUGGCAAAUUUGCAUUCUUUUAAACAGAAAGAGUUACUUUCCCACCACCUAAUUUAGGUGUACGCGCCAAUAUUUUUUAACCUCCCGCUAAAAGGUCCCAAAUUAGCGUCUUUGUUCCCACCAAAAAAUUAGCUUCCCGCUAAAUACCUUCCUAACAACCCACGAAUAUAUAAUUCUAGACCAAACGAUGGCGUCUUCAUGGGCGAUUGGAUCUGAGCUCUCGUCUCGGUUCAUCUGUGCUGCCGGCGUCAUGACGGCGUCAACAGAACGAACCACAUCAGGUGCACGGCGUCAGGGCACAAUGAUGAAUUUUACGGAGGAUGCUCCGGUAAAGAAAGGCUCUGUUCUCUUAACAAGGAUGGAAAGUAUAACGGCAUACAAAAACCAACGUGGACAACCCAAAUCUGGAACUCCAGAACAAUCUAACAUUCCAGUAUCUGCUAAUGACAUGUGUUCCCUUGCUGAAUGGCCAUCCCAUGCUCGCCGCAACCGUGCGCUACUACAGGAUGAAGCUGGUGGACAGAAGAAGAAAGGGCGAGGUGUUCUAAAAGGUUUUAAAGCAUCUAAGAAGCGUUUUGCCAAUGGAUCUGCAAAGCUAAAUAUUACAUUCUCUGAAAAAUUGGGUGGUACAGUAGGAAUGAACUAUCGUUCGUUCAAGGAUGACGUGGUAGUCAUAAUGAAAAGAAAGUUACCACUCAUUGGAGUGAGGACGUGGUCGGACAUUCACCCUGCCUAG
Messenger RNA from Triticum urartu, 1718 nucleotides. The record is from RefSeq and is a predicted model, not a curated record. NCBI's taxonomy places the organism in Eukaryota, Viridiplantae, Streptophyta, Magnoliopsida, Poales, Poaceae.